AAAGAACAAAAAGAAACAAAAGAGUGAUUUAUUUCUUGCAAAAGAGAAAUAAAAAGAAAGAAGAAAAAAAAAACUAACAAACAAACAAAAGGAAACAUGGCCGUUCACUUCGAUCUGGUGAACAAAAUGACUCUGGCGUUUCUCGCGGUAUCGAUAGUAUAUUUCAUCGCGAUGGAUAUAUUAUUAUAUUCGAGAGUGAAGAAUUAUCGUGUGAAAGAAACGGCGAACGAUACACCAUUGUAUAAGCCAAUGAUACCAUGCGAUUUGAAUCCCCUUUGCGCGGUAACGGUGAAGGGUUUGACGUUGGAUCAUCCGAAUCAUUUUCUCUUGAGUCCGUUGGCCGCAUUGAUGGAUAAGAUUUUGGGAAUAAGUAAAUCUUGGAAUUGGUUGACACCUAAUUUGAUUAGUGGUUUUCACGUGUUUAUCGCUGUGUUAGCGGGAAAAUGUGUUUCGAGCGAGUCCCUGUCUCAAAGACGUCUCGGCGUUAUGCUUUUUCAAGUGAGAACAUAGCUAGACGAUUUGGACGGCCACGUAGCGAGACAGAGAGCAAACAUAUCAGGUGAACGAUCGGACGUUGGUUCACCUGGUUAUUUCGUUGAUGGUUUUUGCGAUGCUCUUGGAUGCGUCGCUUUGAUCGUCGGCCUUUAUUACUUUAUUAUUCGCUCUCCACCCAGACGAGGAGGAUACGACAAAAUGCAGAUAUUACCUUUGACACCUGUCGUCUUAGACACAACUCAUUACGUAUCGUCUUCGAACACGUCAAUAAGGAACAUCGUACUACCUAACGUCCUCCUGCUGAUCGGUCAUCUGAUCGUUGCCAGUGCUGCAUGGAAUCGUUAUAUAUGGCUUUAUCAAGAUCUUUUGGAUCUAGACAUCGAACCGUUCUCGAUCAAUACCGAACUUUUACAUCUACGACAAACCAACGUAAUUAGAAGUAACUCGUUCUGGUUUGUUGCUUUAAGUUGGAAAAUGUUCAACGUUCAUGCAGCCAUGGAUUAUCUUUUACUGGCAAUAUUUGUCAAUCGUGUUUGGGAAUAUAUGAAAUUGUCCAGAUGGUCGUCCUACGUUCUUAUAUUUUUACUUAUCUAUUUAACGGAGUUUCACUAUCAAUACGCUUACGAUUAUGUACACAUGGUACCUAUGAUCGUUGGUAGCGGGACAUCUUCUUCCUCGGUCAGCCUUACUCAUCCAUGAUAGGAUUAUUUAUCUCUCUUUAUCUCUCGAAUAUAUAUAUAUAUAUAUACAUACAUACAUACAUACAUAUAUAUAUAUUUUUUUUUUCUCUACCUUUUCGUUAACAACCUUAUCUCGAUCAUUCGACAUUUCAUUGAUAAGUCGACGUUAUUGCGAUCGAAAUUGUGUAUAAGUUUACGGUAUCGAUGCGAAUAACACUUUAACGAUUAUCUAUAGUUCAUUAUUACGAUCGAUACAAACUUCAUUUACUUUUGUAGAUUUUUUUUAUAUCGAUAAUAUCUACUGACUUCGAUAUAUCUUUCAAAAAUAUAGGAGGAAGAAAGGACACAAAUGUUUCAUAUUAUUGUGACUAUAAGUACAAUCUUAUCGAUACGACACAUGUUUAAACAAAGAACGAUGUAUCGACCAGAUUUACUUUUCACCUAUGAGUUGAUUAUCGAUAAAAGAGUUAUCGCAUACGAUUUAAAAGAAAAAAAAAAAAAACCACCUAAUUUUUACGUGAGUGCGCACUCACGUUUGUGGAUAAAACGAUAUAGCGAUAACCUUCCGAUUGGUAUCAAAUUUUUCGAUUAUCUCAAAACAUGUUUUAUCCAUUGAUUGAACUUGAAACGAAUAGCAAUCGAUCGGAAAAGAAAAUUGAAGGAGAAAAUCGAGCAAGUCUUUAUAAUUUGUCUAUAAUUUUUUUAAUAACUUUUCAAUUAUUAAAUAUAUAAUUUUUACAUAUAUUUGUUCUAAUAAAUAAAUACUUAAAGGAAUAUUAUGUAAUAAUAUAAUAGAAAAUUACGCCGACCUUGAUAACGCAUUUAUAAUAGCACAAAUUUUGUAUUUUUUACGAAAUCAUAAAAGAAGAUAUACGUACGAAUAUUGAAUUAAUCGAUAAUAAUAAUGUUCGAAAUUUUUUAUAACUUUUCUUUUUUAUAUCGUAAAUUCCGACAUCAUUUCUUAAUCGAUCUUUGUUUCAUGACCAAAGCCAAAUGUAAUUCUCAUAAUUUUCUAUAGAUGAAUUAUAAAAUAGUACGACUUUUCACAAUAGUUUAUUAUUCGAUAAAAAUUUUUUUUUGAACGAUUUGUAAUUAACAAUUCAUAAACCAAUAAUAUAUUCAUAAAUCAAUUCAUAAAUCAUGCAUCGUAAGUCGUAUUAAAACCUUAAUAAACAAGAAUGCCUUGAAAAUAUAUAAUAUGUAUAUGUAACGUAUCUAUCUUAUCAUCGCGUAUUACAUACAUAGAAAUAAGUAUAGUAUAAAAAUAUUAGUAUCAAGUAGAAUCGGGUAUCUAUCUUAUCGUCGUAUAGAGGUAACGUUAAAGCAAAAAAUAUUAGUAUUAAGAAGAAUCGUAAGAUAAAAAGAGCGUUUCACAAAUAUAAUAAGCUUUCUGUCAAUAUCGUUGCGAUAACGUUUUGACACAGAUAACAUCAUUUUUAAUUUAAUGAACACAUAUUCAGGUGCCUGUUUGUUAUUCUAACUUCUUUAUUAAUAUAUAUAUAUAUAUAUAU
Vespula pensylvanica (western yellowjacket) is the source of this 2686-nucleotide messenger RNA. It is a transcript of the gene Cpes, whose product is annotated as ceramide phosphoethanolamine synthase. Lineage: Eukaryota; Metazoa; Arthropoda; Insecta; Hymenoptera; Vespidae. The record is from RefSeq and is a predicted model, not a curated record. The transcript has a single exon.